AUGGAUUUCAUUCUCUCCUUGACGCAUUUUUGCGAAGUACACGGCCCUACCUCGAUCCUCUGCUCCCAAGUUCUACCCUUUUCAUGCACCCAGUGCCAUCCCUCAGAGGCCGAUGGCUCGGUCUCUCCCUCCGGUACCCCGUCUACCUCUCACGAGACCACGUCCUCAACGACUUCAUCACUCCGAAACAAACUAUCCUCCUCACUCACAGCAAGCAUAAAAUCAAAUUCCGCCAAUGCUUCCCAGAAUAUUGAGGACCAUCCAUAUUUCUUGAAAGCGCAAAAGUCGCAAUCGCAGAUCCGGGUGGACCCGGCCUCUGAGCGUGUGAAUCGCGUCGGCGGAGUCAACGGCGACACAUGCGCUAGCUGUAGCAUCUCUUUGCCUGAAGAUGUCAGCAAGAAACUACCGGCCAGCUCAUCAGGCCAAUCCGACGGCGAGAACGGCCGAGGCGCAAAAAACAACAGCCCUGUAUUAAGGUCCAGGGAAGUCGUGCAUUCAUGCGGCGGCGGUAACAGACACUCGGAUAUCUGUGUUGCUGAAGAUGAUGAUGGUGCGCAUGAGCACGAUGCACAACAUGCAUCCCUACCGGACUCUGUCCACUCCGUUUCCGUCACAUCUUCAUCCUCCGAUACCUCGUGUCACACUCACAUCCUGACCUAUCUUUCUCUUCACGGACCCCCUAAUCCAGCUGACUACGCUCUGCUCCGACAAUCGUCCAUCCGCACCCUGAGCUGCGAAUUGUUACCGCGCGGUCUUUCGUCCGGUCCCCUGUGUUUCGGUGACCCCGUGGCAGGUUACACAAUCGCCUACGUAUUCCGUCUACCCGACCCAAUGGCGCGCGGAAAACGUCGUAGUUAUGCAUUAAUCGCCCUGGCUGGGAAAGAUGCUGGGCGCGCCUUCCGAGCUUCUCCGAUCAUCUGGCGCAUCUUCCAGCGCAUUGCCGCGGGUAUUGUAACUGCUGCAGAGAAACACCAAGAGGAAGAAAAGAUGAGAGAAGAGCAGGCAUUCCGUGCAUCUACUACCUCAUCUACUACUGGGCGUCAUGACUACACCCCUAUUUCUUCCUUCUUGACGGGCCGCACAUUAGACGCCAACGGCAAUCCGCGGCGGGCGGGUCAGAUUCGAGCUCGAAAUCUAGCCGAGAUUGUGGGCAAUGAAUAUAUUUUUGCUGAAUUACAUGCCCAGUUCGUGACCCUCCUCCAACAAUUGGGGAAUAUGUUUGGCGGCGUCCCCAUUUCCGACGAACGAUUCGUGUGCAGCACUGUCUCUUCAUCAGAGUCACCCGUGAGCCAGUCCCGUCGCACAAGCGUGGCCGUCCCUAAACAAGGGCACAGUAGACAGCCGAGCGAAUUGGCAUUGUCGAGUUUGAACAUUUCGUCUGCUCCACAACCGAUUCCGAUCUCGCCUAGACGACCUAUUGUUGCUUAA
Molecule: messenger RNA, 1428 nt
Organism: Talaromyces stipitatus ATCC 10500
Lineage: Eukaryota; Fungi; Ascomycota; Eurotiomycetes; Eurotiales; Trichocomaceae
Exons: 2
Coding region: 1-1428 (475 amino acids)
Biological process (GO): positive regulation of TORC1 signaling; positive regulation of GTPase activity
Cellular component (GO): cytosol
Molecular function (GO): GTPase activator activity
Source: RefSeq, a predicted model, not a curated record